UUCGUGCAGAAGGAGCUGGGAGCGUUUUGUGCUCUGUGUGUCUGAGUGCUGUGUUUACUUAUGUUAUUUUUUUAACUACUAUUAUAGUUAUUUUUAAACUUCAAGUCGGAUUUAUUUUAAACUCGUGACGGAUUAUUUUUGUACUCUUCACAGCCGGGUGGAAUGUGUGUGUUACCGUACACACCUAUGUAUGUGGAUGGAUGUUUAUUAAUAGGAUAAGCGGUAUGAGUGAGUGAGUGCGACCGACCGGGCUUUAUUCUCCUCUGUUCGCUUCCGUGAUUGUGAUUAUUACUAUUACAAGCAUUACUAGCCCUCAAACGUGCGUUGCCUAGGCUACGAGCCGCGGGGAAAUUUUCGAAGACCGGCGGAUGUGCACCGGAAGGAGCCCCAUCUACUGAGCCACGCGCUGCCCUUGUUUUUUCCGCCUUCUUAUUUAAGGUCAGGAGUGUGAGGGUUCAGCAGUGAGGCUCUCACCGUGGCCUGACGCUGGAAUCAAUGCCGGGAAGUCGUUGUCCUCCUCAGGCAGCCUAGUGACGGUUCAAAAAGUAGCAAGCUGGCUUUUGGAAAUGAACCAGGACCUGCUGGUUCCCGAACCUGCGCCGGAGCCAGAACCUGAACCCGGACACAUGAACCGCGAGCGAGAACCUCCGCACCGGAGAAGAGAGCGAGGAGAGGAGGAUGAGGACGAGGACGACGAAGAGGAGGAGCGAGAGCGAGCCGCAGAGGCGGAAGAAGUGGAAGAGGAGCCCUGGCCUUCGGGGAGGGAGUCGGUGAGCCGGAAUGAGGGAGCAGAAGAAGGCAGGAGAGAGGAAGUGAACGGAGGAGAGAAAGCUGUCCAGUGGUUGUGGGAGCAGGAGCAGAGGAGGCGGCGGCGGAGACGGAGGAACGAUGACGAGGAAGAGGAGGAGAACAACAAUCACCACCAUGGUGAUGGAGGAGGAGAUGGAGGAGGAGGACGGGUACGGACAGGACUGCGCUCCGAGGAAGACGAGGAGGAUGGAGAGAGAGAGGAGGAGGAAGAGAUGGACCAGGAGAGCGAUGAGUUUGAAGCGUCGGAGGACAGCGCGAGGGAGGAGGACGAGGAAGCGGAGGAGGACGAGGAAGCAGAGACGGGACUUCACUCUUCUUCAGUCAAGACUGUAGCGUCCGAUCCGAACGAUAACGCCGAUGUCCAGUCAGGACGACAGAACCAAAGCUCAUCUUCAUCUCCGCACACACAUCCUCAGAUGAAGAGGAAGUUGGACCAUGGACCUGAAGUUCGGCCGUUCCCUUCAGGAAAAAAGCCUUGUCCAAGUCCGACGGGUGUGGUCCCGUAUCCAUCUACUCCCACUACAUUUGGUGACUUGAGAGCUGCUAAUGGACAAGGACAGCAGAGACGCCGCAUCACCACCGUCCCGCCUCCGACAGGCUUACAGGAAUGGCUCCGUACCUUCCAGAGUUGGAGCGGGCCGGAGAAGCUCUUGGCGCUGGAUGAGUUGAUUGACAGCUGUGAGCCGACGCAGGUGAAGCACAUGAUGCAGGUGAUCGAGCCGCAGUUCCAGAGAGACUUCAUCUCCCUACUGCCCAAAGAGUUGGCUCUGUAUGUUCUGUCCUUCUUGGAGCCGAAGGAUUUGCUCCAGGCUGCUCAGACGUGUCGAUACUGGCGAAUCCUUGCGGAAGACAACCUGCUCUGGAGAGAAAAGUGCAGAGAAGAAGGUAUUGAUGAACCGUUACACAUCAAGAGGAGGAAGGUGGUGAAGCCGGGGUUCAGUCACAGCCCAUGGAAGAGCGCCUACAUCAGACAACACCGCAUCGACACCAACUGGAGGAGAGGAGAGAUCAAAUCACCGAAGGUGUUGAAAGGGCACGAUGAUCACGUCAUCACGUGUCUGCAGUUUUGUGGGAAUCGUAUCGUUAGCGGUUCGGACGAUAACACGCUCAAAGUGUGGUCUGCAGUCACGGGAAAGUGUUUGCGGACGUUAGUCGGACACACGGGCGGUGUUUGGUCCUCUCAGAUGAGAGACAACAUCAUCAUCAGUGGCUCAACAGACCGAACUCUGAAAGUGUGGAACGCAGAGACGGGAGAGUGUAUUCACACGCUGUACGGACACACGUCCACCGUGCGCUGCAUGCACCUCCACGAAAAGAGGGUGGUGAGUGGCUCUCGGGAUGCGACCCUGCGUGUGUGGGAUAUUGACUCGGGUCAGUGUUUGCACGUGCUGAUGGGUCACGUCGCAGCGGUGCGCUGUGUGCAGUACGACGGACGCCGCGUGGUCAGCGGAGCCUACGACUUCAUGGUCAAAGUGUGGGACCCUGAGACCGAGACGUGCUUACACACACUGCAGGGACACACCAACCGGGUCUACUCACUACAGUUUGACGGCAUCCACGUGGUCAGCGGUUCUUUAGACACGUCCAUCCGCGUGUGGGACGUUGAGACGGGGAACUGCAUACACACACUGACGGGUCAUCAGUCCCUCACCAGCGGCAUGGAGCUCAAAGACAACAUCCUGGUGUCGGGGAACGCCGACUCGACUGUCAAAAUCUGGGACAUAAAGACAGGACAGUGUCUCCAAACGCUGCAAGGUCCUCAUAAGCACCAGAGCGCCGUGACGUGUCUGCAGUUCAACAAGAACUUUGUGAUCACGAGUUCGGACGACGGCACGGUGAAGCUGUGGGAUUUGCGCUCGGGAGAUUUCAUCCGGAACCUGGUGAGCCUGGAGAGCGGCGGCAGUGGCGGAGUCGUGUGGAGGAUCCGGGCCUCCAACGUGAAGCUGGUGUGCGCCGUGGGCAGCAGGAACGGCACCGAGGAGACCAAACUGCUCGUGCUCGACUUCGACGUCGAACUCAAGUGAACUGGACAUGAAGUGAAGGGAGAGGAAGAACGGCGGGGCGAGGCGGGAGGGCAGGAUCGGGCCUCCUUGCGCAGCUCCGCCACUGGACCCACCACUGCUCACCGUUCCUGCCAUGAAUCGCCUCUUUAGUGACCGCUGGCUGCUGCGAUUUAUUUUGGGGGGUGGGGUGGGGGUUAUGCUUCUUUUAAAAAAUAAUAAUAAUAAUAAAUAAAAAUAAAAAAUAAAAAGUGGGCGGGGCACAAGUGAUCACGCGAAGGAGCAACGGGAAGUGCGCCUCCUUGCGCAGCUCCGAGUCUGGACCCACCAUAUAGAGGCAUCACCUCCUCCAUCUUUAGAAGGGGGUGGGAGCAGGAACGAGGAGGCGGGGCCUCUGCAUUUUGGGAAGGAAGGCUUCCUCAUGCAGCUCCAUGAUUGGAUGAUUGGCAUCUGCUUGUCUGGUCCCUUUUUGGGGUUCUGUGCAGCAAAGUGUUCUGGGAAGGAACGGGGUGUGUUUUUUUUUUUUUUGGUUCCCCCCCCCUCCCCACUCCCUUUCUCACAGCCUUUCUCGCUCAGAGACUUGCUAAUUCGAGCCUGCACGCCCCAGACAGCACCAUCUCUUGAUUUUUGUUUGUUGUGGGUUUUUUUUUUGUUUUGUUUUUCUUUUUAAACCGAUACGAACAAGUCGACACUGUAUGCAUGACGUGAGCAAGGAAGCUGAGUUGACGCAGGCGAUGGUGAACGAUGACGAAUGCACACAGGUUUAGAGUUUUUAACAGGAUGGAGAAAAGAGUUUUGAAAUUUAAAUGUGAGGAUUUCACACACACACACACACACACACACACACACACACACACACACACACACACACACACACACAGGACCCUGGAUAUGUGUGAGAGAACCUGCUUUUUUCUGGCUUGUUCUUUCUUCUUCUUGUAUCUCACCCACCUGACACACACACACACACACACCGAUUAUUUAGUGUUCAAUGCACAACUGUGAAUUUGUCUUUAUUUUUUUUUCCCACACAAAUCAGCGUUUGGUGUUCUUGUUGUGUUUCAUUUUCUCUCCACCGUUACCUCUACGUCGAGUCUCAGUAUUAACUUAAAGACAGUCUGGCAUAAAAGAUCUGUACACACUCAUCUGUUCCUCUCCUCCUGAAUGUAGUUGAUCAGACAAAGGCGUGUUAAUGUGGCUGAUAAAAAGGAAGAGGAGUGCUGCUGCCCGGUUAGCGUUGUGCAAACUGCAUGUCUAACUCAUCACAUUCGCCUCAAAAGACAUCAAUCACAUGAUGCUAAGCUGGAGGGUGUACGGUCUUCAUGGUUAUUAGCCACGUUAGCGUUAUAAGACACAAACUUCACACAUCAUACUUGGAUAUUUGGGCUCAAGGAGGAAAAUGAUUCGUCCUUACGAUUAUUUUGUGUUCGAUCUGCGUCUUUAAGUGCUGUACCACAUCCUCAGCGCGGUUUUGUUUCUGUUGUCGCUGUUCUCUGUUUAAGCUUCCUCAUGUUGGCUCAGAACCGUUGCUUCAUGGGAGAUUAGAAAUUAAAAUUGUUUUAUUUUAUAUAUCAGCCCCUUGGAAGCCCCGCCCGUUCCUGUUCCUGUUCCCUGUUCUCCCAGUGGCCAAACUGAACUUAAUGCUGCUAGUCACUCAUGCGGGACUUUUUUUUUUUUCCCUUUCUCCACUGGCUGUGACGUUUUAGUCCCAGACUAAAUCAUAAAAAAUUUUGACUUCGAAAUAAAUCAACAAAAGACACACACGAUGCGUACAAGAUCUGAAAUCUGACUUUUUUUUUUCUUUCCCUUUCCUUUUUUAUUUUUUGCCACUGAAACUUGAGCCAAAUGUGCCUCUACGAGGCUGAAAGAGCGAGAAGGUCUGACGACUAUGGACGAUGCCGACUGUCUGUGUGCGCGUGUGUGUGUUUGAGCAUCGUUCACACAUUCCUUGGGACGAAAGUUCUGUUGGGGACGUGUUAGAUGGAAUUUUUUUUUUCUUUUUUUGGAUUAUCGCAUCGGAUUGAUGGAAAGUCGGACUCGCUCAUCGUUCUUUCUGAAGAGGGGACAAAAAAGCGUCAACGUAGCCAAACCCGUUCGUCUCAUUCUUCGAGUCACACACUCACGCUGAACUGUGAACCUGGUUUAACACUGUAUAUUACGAUUUAAAAAAAAAAAAAAACAAGUUCUUUCUCCAGUUUUUAUUUAUGGUCUGGUUUAAGAAAAUCAGAUGAUGGAGGUGUGUUUUUUGUUUUUUCUUUUCUUUUUUUUCCAGUCCAAACUGCCUGGUGUAACAGACAGAUUAAAAAAAAUACAUCGAACCUUAAAGGGAUUGUCUAUUAGAAUUUUUAUUUUCUUAUAACUUAAGUGCAAUAAAAUGUGGGGUUGUUGUUAUUGUUUUUUUUUUUCCUUUUUUUUGUUUCAUUUCAAGCUUCUUUCUUUGUCACUGUGUGAAAGUGUCAUAUGUGCCCAAUAAAGCUUCUAUGGUUUAUUGUA
Messenger RNA from Neoarius graeffei (lesser salmon catfish), 5303 nucleotides. RefSeq names its product F-box and WD repeat domain containing 7 (gene fbxw7). Lineage: Eukaryota; Metazoa; Chordata; Actinopteri; Siluriformes; Ariidae. The transcript is spliced from 13 exons. Bases 567 to 2834 code for a protein of 755 amino acids. Gene Ontology annotation, molecular function: ubiquitin binding. Gene Ontology annotation, cellular component: cytoplasm; nucleus. Gene Ontology annotation, biological process: proteasome-mediated ubiquitin-dependent protein catabolic process; ubiquitin recycling. The record is from RefSeq and is a predicted model, not a curated record.